CAACCCUGUAGUACUCCACGUCUCUAUGGCGUGUCUCUAGUUCUAUACCCUCCUCUGCGGCUGCCACGUGGGCCCCACACCACGAGCGGCGCGCCUAGGCCGCCUAGCUAUACUACUACUCCUAGUCCUACUACAAAGCAGAGCACUGAGCACGCCGUCGCGGCUCAAGCUUAGCUAGUACUACUCCAGUAGUAACUGCCGCUUCCCUUUCCCCGUUCGCCGCAUGGCACCGGCCGCCGGUGAGCCCAGUGCAGCCGCGGGCGGCGGGGAGGGAGACACCGAGGCGCAUGCGGUGAUCGACGUCAGCAGCAGCGAAACCGACUCCGACCCCGACCCCGGCUUCGGCGGCGCCGGGAAGAGGCCGCGGCGUGUGGUGGCAACGGCUGGCAGUGGCCGGGAGGCGGAGAAGAGGGCUAGGAUUCUGGCCGCCGCCGUUCCACCGGGAUUCCUCGAUCCGCUACCGCGGCCUUCUGCCCCUCCUCCUCCUCCUCCUCCUCCGCGCGGGAGGAGGAGGGUGACGAGGCAGUUCUGGAAUGCCGGGGACUACGACGGCAAGCCGGACCUGCUCGGCGGCGACCCUUCGCUGCGAUCCGAUUCGGGAAUGGACCACAUUCGCGUCCAUCCAAGAUUUCUACACUCAAAUGCAACGAGCCACAAGUGGGCACUGGGGGCUUUCGCGGAGCUUCUUGACAACUCUCUGGACGAAGUUGCGAAUGGAGCUACUUAUGUGAACAUUGACAUGUUGGAGAAUAAGAAAGAUGGAACUCGAAUGGUGUCUGUGGAAGAUGAUGGUGGUGGGAUGGACCCAGAUAAAAUGUGGCAUUGUAUGUCUUUGGGUUAUUCAGCAAAGAGCAAGGUGAAAGAUACCAUUGGACAAUAUGGAAAUGGUUUCAAGACAAGUACAAUGCGACUCGGUGCUGAUGUAUUAGUCUUAUCACGUAGUUGUGGUAAUGGCGGAAGAAGGCGCACACAAAGUAUUGGCAUGCUAUCUUACACAUUCCUGAGAGAGACCAGGAAAGAUGAUAUUAUUGUUCCAAUGAUUGAUUAUGAAAAGGGACAACAAUAUUGGAAAAGGAUGAUGAGGACAACAUCGAUUGACUGGCAGACAAGCUUAGCAACGAUAAUAGAAUGGUCCCCUUAUUCCAGUGAAGCAGAACUUCUUCAAGAGUUUAGCUCAAUCAAGGAACAAGGGACUCGGAUUAUUAUAUACAAUCUAUGGGAGAAUGAACAGGGAGAGUUGGAGCUUGAUUUUGAUACUGAUGUAAAUGAUAUUCAAAUUAGAGGUGGUAACCGAGAUCAGAAAAAUAUCCAGCUGGCAAAGCAGUUUCCAAACUCCAGACAUUUUUUUACAUAUAGACAUUCACUGCAGAGCUAUGCAUCGAUUUUGUAUCUUCGAGUUCCAUCUGUAUUCCAAAUGAUUUUACGAGGCAAAGAGAUUGAACAUCAUAAUAUUAUUGGUGACAUGAUGAUGAAGAAUCAUGUUAUUUACAAACCAGUGAUGACUGAUGGAUUUCCGAGGGAUAUCGAUAUGAUGACUGAUGUUACAAUUGGUUUUGUUAAAGAUGCAAAACAUCAUAUUCCCAUUCAAGGAUUUAAUGUUUACCACAAGAACCGCUUGAUAAAGCCUUUCUGGAGAGUGUGGGCUCUACCUGGAAUUCAAGGGCGUGGUGUUAUAGGUGUACUUGAAGUCAACUUUGUAGAACCAGCUCAUGAUAAGCAGGACUUUGAACGCACAAAUAGCCUUGCAAGACUCGAAGCACGAUUAAAUUUAAUGCAGAAGAAAUACUGGUCUGAUAAUUGCCAUCGAAUAGGUUAUGGUGGCAAUUCUGCUAACAGAAAAUCUGGGAGAGAAUAUAAAGAGACACCUGAAAAUACUCCACACACAGGACCAACAUCAGAUCAAUCUCCUGAAGGCUGUAGAAGUUCGAAUUAUUUGCAAAGAAAAAGAAGUUUUGGAAGUCCAUAUUCUGGAUCAAGUAAUAACAAUAGCAAAACUGGAAUAACAUCCUUGAACACAAGUAAAAUAAGUCUUCCUGAGAGCAGAUUCUCUUUAAGAACAACAGCUCAGCAGACAGUUGAGAAGACCAAAAGGACCUUAAGAUAUACGAGACCACUACUGCACGGUCUAUCACAUACAAGUAAUGAUAGUGAUGCUCAGACUUCAGGCACCCCAUCAAGAUCAACUUCUCAUAUUCUAAAGACACCUGAAAAAUCAUGCCACAAUGAGAAUACUUUGCCUUUAAUUCCAUCUAGUGAAGCAAUAAGAAGUGAAGGGACAACAAGAUAUCAGUCAGAGGAAAGAAAUGUAACAAAUAAUGGAGAUGGACAAACUGUUGAUAACCCUGAGACAGUUAUCAAAUUGUUGACCGAUGAAAAUUCGUCAUUAAAAGAAAGUAUCAUGAAGAUGGAGGAAUCUUUGUCAAGAGAAUUACAUAUCGAACGGGACAAGAAUAAGUCUCUCAUUGAAAGGUUGGAGAAUGUUCAGAAGCAACUUGGAACUGCAAACAAGGAGCAAGAAGCAUUGGUAGAUAUCUUUACAGAAGAAAGAGCGCGUCGAGACCAAGAGGUGGAGAACCAGCGGACGAAACUAAAGGAGGCGUCGUCCACCAUACAGAACCUGCUGGAUCAGCUGAAUGCUGCCAGGAGCUGCCGCAAGAACUAGAAAUGGAAUGAAGAAGAUCAAUUACCUCGUUGGUCCAUUGUGGCUAUCGCCGUAAAAUAAGUUUCCCUUGUACAUGUUAGAAUAAGCUAUAUAUGUCCCAGAUGGUUAAUUGGUGCUAGAACAGCUAGCUGUUGGUAUGUUUUAUGUGCAAGGUAUGCAGUGCUGCAUUUUCCAGUGCUAACAAAGAAGGGUGAGUCGACCACCACUCUAAACUCGAAAAUGUGGGAGAUCGACCAUAUCGGUUUCAGACCUUCAGUAUCAUUCGAUGCAAUACUUUGUCUAAACUUGAGCAGUAUGUAAAACUGUAGUUCUAAAACUCCUAUCAUAAUGUUAGUCUGGUUAAUCUUAUAUUUUUACGAGUUCA
Oryza sativa Japonica Group (Japanese rice) is the source of this 3026-nucleotide messenger RNA. RefSeq names its product protein MICRORCHIDIA 7. The record is from RefSeq and is a predicted model, not a curated record. Gene Ontology annotation, molecular function: ATP hydrolysis activity. NCBI's taxonomy places the organism in Eukaryota, Viridiplantae, Streptophyta, Magnoliopsida, Poales, Poaceae. Gene Ontology annotation, cellular component: nucleus.